Lecanosticta acicola is the source of this 1636-nucleotide messenger RNA. NCBI's taxonomy places the organism in Eukaryota, Fungi, Ascomycota, Dothideomycetes, Mycosphaerellales, Mycosphaerellaceae. The record is from the annotation of a GenBank genome assembly.
AUGUCUUACCCAGCGCCAGGACUCCCAGGAGCCGCCGGAAACAACAACAACAGCUCGCAACAGGCUUACGGCUACGGCUUCGAACAGUCGGACCAAGCCCAGCAGACGCAGAAGCGUAAGAGUACCACGGGCCGCACGUUGACGCGCUGGAAUCGUAAGUAGUUCCGCGAAGCUCAGCGCACCGCAUGAGUGCCCACUCGUACUACCCCUAUUCCUUUUCUUGGACAGAGUAACUAACUCUUCCUUAGCGGCCAUGGAUCAGCUCAUCUUGCUCUCCGUCAUGUACAUCGUCAACCGCGACGGCAUCGAUCUCGACUGGUCGGACGUCGCCAAAGUUGCCAACGAGGCGCAAGACCCAGCGGGCAACGUCAGUGGAGAGUCCAUCAAGCAGCACCUCAUCAAGCUGCAGGAGACUCGUAGAGAGGCCGGACAGCCUGCCCCGGAGAAGCUCAGCCGCAGCGAGUACGGCAACAAGCGCAAGAACAAGCAGCAGCUUGCGUCUACCCCUGUCAACAUCAACAAGAAGCCAGGCACUCGUGUUCUCCCGCCACCAGCCAUGUCUCGCAACACCAGCAAGGCCGCAGCUGCCAAAGGCGAAGACGACAGUGAAGAAGAGUACGUCCCGGAGGCUCCCCGCAAGAUGAGGAAGCCCAAUAUGCCAAAGACAAACAGCCUGCUCUACAUCUCGGAGAAGGAGAAGAAGAAGGCUGCCGCGCCGACCAAGGCCGCCCCCAAGGCCGCGACCCAGAAGCAGAAGAUUCAGGAGUACGGCGCUGACCUCGACGACGAUGAGAACGACGGAGACUUCAAGUAUGACCCAGAAGACAUCGAGGACGCCGAUGCCGAUGCCGACAAGAUGCCGGCCCCAAAGAAGAGCAAGAAGCCUGCCCGUGGCGCUGACGCGAAGAAGGCAAAGGGCAAGGGAGGUCGCACGGGUCGCAAGGACCUUCCACUCAACGCCGACUGCGAGCAGACCUACUUCUCGCCGCCUGGCUCCUUCAUCCCGCCGCCCGCCUCUGCUGCGCCGCAGCAGCAGAGCUACAUGGCGCCGCCUGCCGGGCCAUUCACCUUCACCGCGCCGGUCGUCCCUCCACCUGAGCAGACCGAGACCUUCCAGCCAGAAGACGAGCAGCCGGGCUACCACAUGUCCCUGCGCGAGCAGGCCCCAGUCGACUACGGCGAGAUGAACCAGAGCGCCCUCUUCGACUUCGACGCCGCUGCCUCGCUGAGCCCAGGCGAGCAAGGCGGCCUCACCCAGGACCAGGGCGAGGCCGCCUUCGUCCAGUAUCCGUUCGGUCCCCAGCAGAUCGUCCCAGGAAAUUUCAACAACAUGGCCUUCAAUGGCAUGGGCGGCGGCUUUCCUGGCGGGAUGAUGGACGCGGCCGCGUUCCCAAUGGCGGGUGGAGACGCCCUCCUCGGCGUCCCUCGCGCCAUGGCGAUGCCGCAGGGCGGCGGGGUGAGCUACGGCCUCCCACCAGAUCCCAUCCAAUACCAGGACGCUGGUAUGCAGCAGGACGGCUUCGGUGGCCCAGACGUGGGCAUGGACAUGGGGAUGGGAGACUUCCGCUGGGAGGAUUUCGUGGCCGUCGAGGGAGACUACACCACCGGCGGUGGUGACGGCUCUGUAUUCAAGUAG